AUGGCCUUCAUCGAUACAACCAAGGAUCUUCCCACGCUGUUCAAGCGCCAAGCGCAAGCAACACCCGAUGCGAUUGCUUUGGAAGACGAGACUUGCACAUAUACUUAUGCUCAACUUGACCACCAGGUCGAGUCUCUGGCGAGUCACCUGCGACUCCACGGUGUCAGUCGGGACUCACUCGUCGGAGUUUUGCUGCCUCGCAGCGCUCACUACGUGAUUGCCUGUCUGGCGACCUUGCGCGCAGGUGGAGCUUUCUUGGUCCUGGAGUUGGCAUAUCCCGCAGGACUGCUGGCCGACGUGAUCGAGGAUGCCAAACCAGCGGUGGUGAUCACGGUCCAAAGCGAGGCUCCGCGUGUCAAGUCGGCUUGCCCUCUUGUGGUGAUCGAUCAGCCCCUCGCAGAGGUCAACGGCCACACAAAAGAACCCGCCCCGUUGCCGGCCGAGGAUGAUCUGGAUCGCCUCGCCUUUGUGUCCUACUCAUCAGGUACGACGGGAAAGCCCAAGGGCAUUGCCAACCCACAUCGCGCCCCGGUGCUUUCCUACAAUCUGAGAUUUGCCGUGCAGGACGUGCAGCCGGGAGACCGCGUUGCCUGCAACGUCUUCUUCAUUUGGGAGAUGCUACGUCCCCUGCUGCGUGGUGCGACCGUCGUGGCGGUCCCCGAUGAUGCCAGCUACGACCCAGCCGCGCUGGUUGAUCUGCUGGCUGCUAAAAACAUCACCGAGACUCUCAUGACCCCCACGUUACUCGCCACUGUGCUCGCGCGCUAUUCGAAUAUCUCCAGCCGGUUACCCAAACUGCGUAAUCUGUGGCUGAAUGGGGAGGUGGUGACGACGGAUUUGGUUCGCAGAGCCAUCAAAGCUCUACCGAACACUCGACUCCUCAAUUGUUACAGUGCCUGUGAGACCCAUGAAAUCGCAUGUGGUGACAUUCGCGACGUAAUGAACCCCGAUUCCCUCUAUUGCCCCGUGGGCGCACCCCUCGAUCCUGCACACACGUAUAUUCUAGACGAGAGCGGGAAAGAAGUCGAGGCGGGCACGGCGGGCGAGCUCUUCAUCGGAGGAGAUCUUCUGGCCCGAGGGUACCUGAAUCUCCCCGAGACGACGGCCAAGACUUUCACCUCGGACCCCUUUGACUCCCAACCGGGUGCGCGCAUGUAUCGAACGGGCGACUUGGCUCGCAGGUUACCGUCGGGGCUUCUGGAGAUCACCGGUCGCGUGGGCUCGAUGAUCAAACUGCGGGGGUACUCCGUGGUGCCGGCCAAGGUGGAGAGCGAUAUUUGCCAGUAUUUGGCCGUCAGUCAUUGCGUGGUCAUCGCCCAUGGCGAGGGGCUCGAGCGACAGCUUGUUGCGUACUUCGUGUCGGAUAAAGAAGGCGCCGGCAGCAAACCCGCGGUGGAGAUCAACGGGACGGGACACAGCCCGGCGGCGCGUCGCAUCCUGGAGAAACAUCUUGCGCACUACAUGAUCCCCGCGCUGUGGGUGGAGAUGAAUGAAUUGCCUACCCACGAAGUGUCCGGCAAAGUCGACCUGAAGAGUCUCCCCCCUCCCCCCAGUGCCAGCCCAAGCGGUAGUGAGAAGGCAAUGGACAAGGACCCGAUCAGCCUCGGUGACGUGGCCGCCAUCUGGGCUACCGUGCUGAAGACCUCCAAGACUCUGCUCAAACCCGAAGACAACUUCUUUGAUUUGGGGGGCCACUCGCUGUCUCUGGCCGAUUUGGCCUCUCGAUUGUCCGCCCACUUUGGCUUCCGCGUGCCGAUCCCCCGCCUCGCGGAUAACACGACUCUGGCAGGCCACCUGCAGACAGUGCGUGAUGUUCGCGAUGGCCACACCGCGGCGGUGCAAGCCGAGCUGCCCGCUUUCCUGGUGGCGGAUUCCAAGCUGGAGGAUGAUAUUCAGCCCCCGUCCAACGUCUCCAUCACCUCGGUGACCGAUGCCAAUACCAUUCUCUUGACCGGUGCCACCGGCUUCCUGGGCGCAUUCUUGCUGAGCGAUCUCCUGGACAACACCACCGCCAAGAUUAUCUGUCUCGUUCGAUUCAACGACCCUGAAGACGAUGACCAGGCGAGCGGUGUCGCCCGUAUUCGCCGCAACCUGCUGGACCUGGGCCUAUGGCGCGAUACCCUGAUGGAGCGGGUCGAAAUCCUCCCCGGUAACCUGUCCAGACCUCAUUUUGGCCUUUCCUCCGAGGCCUUCGAUGAUCUUGCCGGUCGUGUUCAGGUGAUCGUUCAUGCUGCCGCCACCGUGAACUUGGUCUACCCUUACGCCGCGCUUCGCAAGGCAAACAUUGAUGGAACCCGCGAGAUUCUCCGCUUGGCUGCCAAGGGGGGUGCCACCGUGCAAUACGUCUCUACCAACGGUGUUCUGCCGCCGUCUGGUGAAAAGGGCUGGUCCGAACAUACUAUGCUGGACGUAAAGGAUGUGCCAACGAAACUGUUGGACGGUUAUGGCCAAACCAAGUGGGUGGCCGAGCAGUUGGUCCUGGAGGCGGGCAAGCGGGGCCUGCCUGUGAAGAUUCAUCGCUGUGGUACCAUUAGCGGUCAUAGUCUAACGGGUUCCGCCAACGCGUGGGAUCUACUGACUGCGCUGCUGGUCGAGUCGAUCCGUCUCGGAUACGCCCCCGAGGUUGAAGGGUGGCGCGCGGAGAUGACGCCGGUGGACUUUGUCAGCAAGUCGAUUGUUCACCUGGCCACCCAGACUCAAGCCGACGAAACUGUGUUCCAUUUGGGCGAUCCCAACCCCGUCAACACCCAGUCUGUGUUUGAGAACCUGAAUGAACUGGGCUACCCCACGAAGCCUCUGCCUUGGGAGGAGUGGGUGGCGCUAUGGUACGAGAAGCGCGGCUCGGCCAAGGGUGGAGAUGGAUCCUUUACGGUCGACAUUCUACGCAGCGGCAUGCCGACGGUCGAAUUCCUGCGAGGCAUUGUUGUUCUUGACAACGCUUUGACCCGGCCGUUCCGUGAGGUCGUCGAACGACCCAAGGUAGACAGUCUGCUGUUGGAGACCUACACACGCCACUGGUUUGCCCGCGGAUGGCUUCCGCAUGCCCCGUCUCGCCGGGACGCUCUGCACCGGCAGGCUGUGCAGAUCAAGAAAGGCCCCCUCAGCGGCAAAGUCGCCGUCGUCACGGGAGCGUCCUCCGGCAUCGGUGCAGCCGUGGCCGAGGCCCUGGCCAAGAAGGGAUGUUCCGUUGCCCUGGGUGCUCGCCGUCUUGAUGCCUUGGAAUCUGUUAAGCGCCAAGUCGAGUCAUAUGGUGUCAAGUGCAUCAUUCGAUCCACCGAUGUCACGAGCAAGGCGCAAUCGGACGCGCUCAUUCAAGUGGCCAAUGAUGAACUCGGCCCCGUGGACAUUCUCGUCGCCUGUGCGGGUGUGAUGUACUUCACCAUGAUGGCCAACGUGCAGACCGAGGAGUGGGAGCGAACCGUCGACGUCAACUGCAAGGGUCUCCUCAACGCGCUCUCGGCCACCGUUCCCGGAAUGCUCUCGCGUGGUCAGGGUCACAUUGUGGCCAUCUCUUCCGAUGCGGGCCGCAAGGUCUUCCCUGGUCUAGGAGUGUACUCGGCCAGUAAAUUCUUCGUCGAGGCCACCCUUCAGGCUCUUCGUCUCGAGACUGCGGGCAUGGGCUUGCGAGUGACCAGCAUUCAGCCGGGUAACACCUCCACACCCCUCCUGGGCAUGUCGACCGACGCCGAGGCUGUGAAGAAAUAUGGGGAGCCCUCGGGUGCCAAGAUUUUGGAGCCGUCCGAUGUGGCCAAUUCGAUUGUGCAUGCGCUGUGUCAACCGGAAUACGUCUCUGUCAACGAGAUUUUGGUUGAACCGCGCGACGAACCUAUUUGA
Molecule: messenger RNA, 3834 nt
Organism: Penicillium oxalicum
Lineage: Eukaryota; Fungi; Ascomycota; Eurotiomycetes; Eurotiales; Aspergillaceae
Product: non-ribosomal peptide synthetase
Exons: 1
Coding region: 1-3834 (1277 amino acids)
Source: RefSeq, a predicted model, not a curated record